AAUGCAUGCUGGGAGUUGUCACUGAUGUUAUGGAAGCUGCAGCUGUGCAACGUCCUCUGUUUGGAGGAGCCUUUUUUGCACUCUUGCCCCAUUCAGUACAAGAUGUCAGCGACCUCCGAGAGAUCCCCGACAAUCAGGAAGUGUUCGCCCACAUGCACACUGAUCAGAGCAUCAUCGUGGAGCUUCUGGAGUAUCAGGGGGGCAUGACGGACCCCGACGCUGCUCGGCACCACUUUGAGGAUGUCGCCACCAGCAAUGAUGCCCAGGGAAAGGCGGAGAUUGUCAGCGUUGAGCCCCUCCCACUGGCACAACUUGCCCUCAGCAGCUGCUCCAGUGCCUGGACUCUCACCGGGCACCAGCUCGUAUCCAAAUUCAAUGAACAGGCCCAGAACACGGUCACCAUAUACAUGGCGCUAUUCAGAAUGGCUCAAUAUUCCACCGACCUCUUGGUGACGUUCAAUGAUCCUGUGGCUAUAGAGUAAGUGACACCAAGUGUC
Nanorana parkeri is the source of this 497-nucleotide messenger RNA. It is a transcript of the gene RANGRF, whose product is annotated as RAN guanine nucleotide release factor. The transcript has 4 exons. The record is from RefSeq and is a predicted model, not a curated record. Gene Ontology annotation, biological process: regulation of sodium ion transmembrane transporter activity; heart contraction; protein import into nucleus. Gene Ontology annotation, cellular component: nucleus. Gene Ontology annotation, molecular function: transmembrane transporter binding; sodium channel regulator activity; small GTPase binding. The coding region runs from base 6 to 482 and encodes 158 amino acids. NCBI's taxonomy places the organism in Eukaryota, Metazoa, Chordata, Amphibia, Anura, Dicroglossidae.